AUGUUUUUCAAAGCGCUUAUCACAAUACUAGUUAUAUUGAGCAGUUUGGUUUCAGCAAAAACCGAUGGAAAUGUACCCAUUUUGGUAUACGUUGGAACUUACACUGGGAAUACUGAAAAUGAUAGUAAAGGUAUUUAUGCUUUUGCUUUCAAUAGUGAAGAUUCAUCGUUAAAACCAUUGGGACUUGUUGUUGUUACCCAAAAUCCAACUUUUGUUCUAAUACAUCCAUCACAAAGAUACAUUUUAUCUGUCAAUGAAGUAAAAAAUGGAACUGUCAAUGUUUUCAAAAUUAAUUCGAAACAAACAUCUGAAUUGACCAUAGUCGAUCAACAAUCUUCUGGUGGAAGCUAUCCAAUUUAUCUUUCAUCAGAUAGAUUAGGACACCAUAUUUUUGUUGCAAAUUAUAUGUCUGGUACAGUAACUGUAUUACCGUUUGACAUGAACAGUGGCCGUCUUCAAUGUACAGCUAGAAUUUACCAACAAAUGGGAUCCUCUGUGGAUCCUGAGAGUCAAACAUCAUCCCAUCCUCAUUGUAUUUUGUUGGAUAAAAAAGAGGAGUAUGCUAUUAGUGCUGAUUUAGGAUCAGAUGAAUUGUAUGUAUAUCGAUUCAUGUCGAUGAAUGGAACAUUAAAAAAGCAGUACAUUUCAAAAUCGAUAGAGGCUGGUGAUGGUCCUAGACAUAUAAUAUUUAGUAAUAAUCAUAAGUAUGUUUAUGUGAUAAAUGAACUAUCAUCAUCGAUUACUGUUUUAAAUCACUAUCCAGCUAUAAGAGUAAUUCAAAAAAUUUCAACAAUACCGGAAAAUUUUACAUCGACGAAUUAUGCUGCUGAACUUAUUAUUCAUCCUAUAUUGGACAAAUUUCUUUAUGCAUCAAAUCGUGGUCACGAUUCCAUAGUUGUUUUUGCUGUUGACAAUAAUACAGGACAUUUGACUACUAUUCAACAUGUACAUGUACAAGGACGCACACCUCGGCAUUUCAAUAUCCUUCCGGGUGGAACACAUUUGAUUGUUGCCAAUCAAGAUUCAGAUAAUUUAGUCGUAUUUUUGAUCGAUUUAACAACAGGCAAGUUAAUACUCACCAAUUCUUCUGCUCAAGUUAACAAACCAACAUAUGUUACAUUCCUCUCACCGUAG
Messenger RNA from Rotaria socialis, 1134 nucleotides. NCBI's taxonomy places the organism in Eukaryota, Metazoa, Rotifera, Eurotatoria, Philodinida, Philodinidae. The record is from the annotation of a GenBank genome assembly.